Molecule: messenger RNA, 700 nt
Organism: Cucurbita moschata (crookneck pumpkin)
Lineage: Eukaryota; Viridiplantae; Streptophyta; Magnoliopsida; Cucurbitales; Cucurbitaceae
Product: CEN-like protein 2
Exons: 4
Coding region: 42-572 (176 amino acids)
Biological process (GO): negative regulation of flower development; vegetative to reproductive phase transition of meristem
Cellular component (GO): cytoplasm; nucleus
Source: RefSeq, a predicted model, not a curated record
AUAACUAACUCUCUCUCUCUCUCUCUCUUGUUUAUACGGCGAUGGCAAAGAUGUCGGAUCCUCUCGUGGUCGGAAGAGUGGUCGGAGAUGUCAUCGACGCCUUCUCCCCGACGGUGAAGAUGACUGUCACUUACCAUUCAAACAAGAAGGUGUCCAAUGGGCACGAGCUGCUUCCAAAUUUUAUAACCCUAAAACCUAAGGUUGAGGUUUUUGGAGGCGACCUUAGAUCCUUCUUCACAUUGGUGAUGACCGACCCAGAUGUUCCGGGUCCGAGUGAUCCUUACUUGAGAGAGCAUCUCCAUUGGAUAGUGACAGACAUCCCAGGAACGACAGAUUCCACUUUUGGGAAAGAAGUAGUGAAAUAUGAAGUUCCAAGUCCAAACGUAGGGAUCCAUAGAUUCGUGUUCCUUCUAUACAAGCAAGCACGAAGGCAGACAGUGAAGCCACCAGCUGCUUCAGCUUCAAGAGAUGGGUUCAAUGCAAGAAGAUUUGCAGAAGAGAAUGGUCUUGGCCUUCCUGUGGCUGCAGUCUAUUUCAAUGCUCAAAGGGCUACGGCCGCCAGAAGAAGAUAAAUAAAUAACCCAAAAUAAGAUAGAUAUAUUAUAUUGAAUUUGCAUGCAGUGUUUAGCUGUCCUUGUUUUAUGUUUGGUUUUAUGUUUGGUUUGUUAACGUUUAGAUUGGUGGUGAAAUUUGCUGAAUG